UGUUCCUGCAUUCCGUGGCCGGUAUCCCUACGUUGAAAUUUGAAUUUAUCUCAUCCACCAUGAACUUCCUGUCACGUGCAGUUUUCGCUCUGGGAGCACUGGCCUGCGUAACGGACGCCUCCUACCUCAUCGGUGUGGGCAAAGCGGACGUUACCGGUCCGGUAGCGGAAGUGGGCAUGAUGGGCUAUGCCGAUCUGGGCCAGAAGACCGCCGGUCUCCUGAAUCGUCUCUACGCCCGCGCCUUCAUUGUCUCCAACCCCGCCAACCCGGCGGAAACCGUUGUCUUCGUCAACUGCGAUCUGCAGGCCGUCUUCCAGCAAGUGCACCUCGAGGUCAUCAAGCAGGUCAAGGCCAAGUACGGCGGCGUCUACAACGAACAGAACAUCAUCCUCCACGCCCAACACACCCACGCCGGACCGGGCGGAUCGUCGGCCUAUCUUCUGUACGAUUUCACCAUCCUGGGAUUUAUUGAGGACAACUUCCACGCCAUCGUUAACGGGAUCGUUAAGGCCAUCGACAAUGCGCAUAAUUCCCUGGCGCCUGGGAAUGUCAAGAUGGUGCAGGGCCAGGUGGCCAACUGCGGACGGAAUCGAUCACCGGAAGCGUAUUUGAACAAUCCCCAGGAGGAACGGGAUCAGUAUGCUGAGGAUAAAGAUUCCACGAUGACGGUGCUGAAGUUCAGUGAUAACGAGGGAAAACUGCGCGGUGUGCAGGUGGUGUACCCGGUGCACCCGACGAGUCUCAACAAAAGCAAUGAACUGGUUAGCGGAGAUAAUAAAGGUCAUGCUGCGUGGUUGCUGGAACAGCGUCACAAAGGUGUCAUUGCCGCCGUUGGCAUUUCCAACGCCGGCGACAUCAGUCCCAACAUGAUCGAUAACGGUGACGGGACAUUCCGUGGAGAAGGCCGCGACCAGAUCGAAAGCACUGAAAUCAUCGGCACCCGUCAGGCCGACAGAGCCGACGAGCUGAUCCGCUCCGCCGACGGCACUCUCCUUACCGGUACUCUCGUCGGGAAACUGGCCUGGGUCAACUUCGCCAGCGUCAACAUCGCCAACACGCCAGGCGCCCGCACCUGUCCCGCCGUGGCUGGACAGAACUUCGCCGCCGGCACAGAAGACGGAGUGGGACUGGGUGUUUUCCAGGAGGGCGACACUGACGCCAACCCGCUGUUCGCCUUCGUCUCCAGCGCGAUUAAACCCACACCCCAAUGGGUGCGGGACUGCCAGACCCGCGCCAAGGUGCCACUGCUCCCGACCGGCUUAAUGGAGCCGCAUCCCUGGACACCCGAUGUGUUGGGCAUGCAGAUCCUGCGCAUUGGACAGUUGGCAAUUGUCUCGGUGCCGUUCGAAGUCAGUACGAUGGCCGGACGCAGAAUUAGGAAGACGGUGCUGAGCAGGCUGGAAGGCAGCGGUGUGUCUCAUGUCGAGAUUGCCGCUAUCAGUAAUGGAUAUUCACAAUACCUGACCACGCGAGAGGAGUAUGCUUUACAGCAUUAUGAAGGAGCCUCAACCCUUUUCGGCCCGUACCAACUGGAAGCCGUCCAGCAAGAGCUGGCCCGCGUUGCUGAUUCCAUCGCCAACCCCGCUCACACACUGGACAUUGGCGCUUCGCCAUACUUCUUCAACAUCGACGACCUCCUGAACUUCCAGACCGGUGUCCUGCUGGAUGACAAACCCUUGCUGAAACCCUUCGGGGCUGUUCGCGAGGAAGCCAGGACCCAGUACAGCGUCGGCCAGACCGCCAGUGCCGCUUUCUACGGCGGUCACCCCAAGAACCAGUUCGCCCAGGUGGAAUCGUUCUGCGACGUGGAGCAAAUGCAGGCUGAUGGAACGUUCAAGCGUGUCAUGCGGGAUGAUCACUGGGAUGUGCGAUUCAAGUGGAGCCGAACGUCGAUUGCCUACAGCAACAGCCAGUGUGAGUGGUACAUCCGUGCGGGUGGCGAGUACACGACGGGAGUGUACCGGUUCAAGCACUACGGAUUCCACAAGAGCGGAUGGACCGGCACGAUUCGGGCGUAUGAGGGACAAUCUAACACGUUCCUUGUUGUCUGAUCACGUGUUUAGCUUUUCUAAUAGUGCGGCACACAACGUUCUAUGCUGUAAGGUCAACAGAAUAAAGUGGUAAAUAUUAUACAUAAAA
This is a messenger RNA of Paramacrobiotus metropolitanus, 2139 nucleotides long. Its product is annotated as neutral ceramidase-like. The coding region runs from base 60 to 2051 and encodes 663 amino acids. Gene Ontology annotation, molecular function: N-acylsphingosine amidohydrolase activity. Gene Ontology annotation, biological process: sphingosine biosynthetic process; long-chain fatty acid biosynthetic process; ceramide catabolic process. Gene Ontology annotation, cellular component: extracellular region. NCBI's taxonomy places the organism in Eukaryota, Metazoa, Tardigrada, Eutardigrada, Parachela, Macrobiotidae. The transcript has 3 exons. The record is from RefSeq and is a predicted model, not a curated record.